Messenger RNA from Moneuplotes crassus, 1421 nucleotides. The record is from the annotation of a GenBank genome assembly. NCBI's taxonomy places the organism in Eukaryota, Ciliophora, Spirotrichea, Euplotida, Euplotidae.
UUUCAAUUAAAAAUCGUUGUAAUAAACACUUAUGGAAACCAUCAGUUCUAUUAACACUAUGAGAGAUAGCAUCAGAGACUCAAUGAAGAAGGUCAAGAAAUUAUGAGAAACUAAAACAUGCAGAGUAUACCUCUACAAAGACCUUAAGACUUCCGAACAGGUUGUCAUCAAGAAGAUGAAAGUGGAGAACCCUGGUUGUGUACAGGAGAAAACUGAUAUGAAAAAUGAGUGCAUUCUUCUCUCCAAGUGAAACCAUCCUAAUAUCAUUAAGUAUCAUGGAGCUAAAUUCUUCUCGAAAAAGAAGAAAUCAAGAGGCAAUCGUAGUGACAAUCUCCCAAGAAGAAUUACUGAGGAAUUAUGGAUCAAGAUGGAAUAUGCUCCUGAAGGAAGUCUAGCCAACUUGAUUAAGAAGAAUAAGAACAUUGACGGCGAGCCUAAAUAUCUAAGCGAGAAGAUGAUCUAUAGUAUCUUUUUGCAAAUUUGCAAGGGAAUCAAACAUAUUCAUGACAAGAAGAUCAUUCACAGGGACAUCAAGCCCGAUAAUAUCUUUAUGUUCAAGGAUGGGCUGAUCAAGAUUGGAGAUUUUGGAGUCAGCAAGAUUAUUAAUGAGUCUAUUCAGUUGAAUACUACUCUAGCAGGAUCGCCAUACUAUAUUGCUCCAGAAGUUUUUAUGAGGAAAUACAAUUCCAAAGCUGACAUUUGGUCAAUGGGAGUCACAAUGUAUGAGCUUUGCACUUUUACAGUACCUUUCAAGGGAAGAAAUGCUGAAGGUCUGAAGAAAAAUAUAUUUCAUCAAAAGCAAGUAGAUCCUUUACCUGAUUGUUACUCGGUCGAACUAAAUAAAUUGAUCUUGAUGCUGUUAAAAAGAAAUAUAAUUAAUCGGAUCACGAUUGAUGAAAUUAUUGACAAAAUUGUCGAGUUGGAGCCUUCACUUUCUGAAGAAGUUAAAGAUGAUCUUCAAAAUAAUAAGAGUAAGGUAGACAUUUUUAGUGACUGGGAUAAAAAAGAAGAUAACUAUUUUAACUGCACUGUAAAAACUGACGAUACAGUCCAGCAAAUCCCUGAAAAUAUGAUUUGCGUUGAAGAUGACAUGGAAGAUCGGAAAAAGCAUAGAAUAAACAAAUUUCUAGAAUCACAAAACCAAAACUUAAACUCCUCUGACAGCAAGAUAAACCUAAGCUUCAACUUCCAAAUUUCUCUAAACGAGCUAGCAAACUGAUCUUCAACCCCCUCUCUCCAACUAGUCUGAGAAGUAGACAAAACCGACUUACAGAAUUGCAUCAAAUCUCCCCACCAACCCCACCAAAAGCCCAACUGCAAAGUCCUAGUCAACAGCACCUCCUAACCCCCAUCCCAUUCCUAACAACCCUUCCUCCACCUGCUCUCCAAGAUCUAUUCGUUAACUCAUUUCCUCCUAUUAU